AGUUGGAACGCUAAGCCACGAAAGUUGUUGUAAACUUGGUGCGACGUCUUGGCGGUGUCAGAAUUCGCAGCUUGCAUACGGAAAGUCUGAAUUUGUAAAGUGCCAGCUAGAUUUUUGACACUUCUGAACCUCGGAAGUCUACUGAGCUUGCGACAGCUGACAAGUUUUUGAAAUUUGGAUUUCUGCAACCACCUCAACUAGUGUUAUCCUGCCUGAUCUCUUCAAGAAGUUUUUGAAAUCAUACUUUUGAUUCGAAUCGUAAGAAACCAUGAAUGUGGCACAGCGACGAAGACGAUCUUCACACAGCAUGAGGAUUGAGCGCAGGAGGUGGGAGCCAAUCCUUCUAACUGAUCAUGGUUUAUUGGUGUGCGUUCCGGGCGGAAAAAGUAGGCGCCGCCGGGUGAUGAAUCUCGCGGUCCGUUCGUCCUAGAUCAUGGAUCAAAUUGACUGCAGAACCUUUUUGUCCGAGGAUGGCGCCCUCAUUGUCCCUACGACUCUCGUAUCAAAAGUAAAAAUGUCUGGGUCUGGAAACUUGUGAUGCUGGGUGGCGUCUCAUGAUGAGACUUCAAAUGCUGGCUCAGCAUGACAAGUCUCUGAGCUUCUAGGUGUUGCCUAUUCUGCAUGACAAACUGCGCUUCUGCAUCACAGAAAAACGGAGCUCUUGGGCAACGUGUAUGACAGAUUUAAGAGUCAUGCCAGACAAGCAUGACAAACAUGAAUUCUUCCAGACCCAGACAUUUUUACAUUUGAUAUCUCGCCCGACCUCAGCAGUCGUGGCAAGCGGGUGCAUAUCAAACGUAAAAAUGUCUGGGUCUGGAAGAAUGCAACUUGUGAUGCUGUUUUUGGAUUCUAAAAAAAUUAGUGUUGCAUGACCAGCAAGAAAGGUCCAGCCUGUGCUACGCGGAGAGGGCAUUUCUCAUGCGGAAGGCGCAUCAGGAAGCCCUCUAAAGGUCUGUGAUGCUAGGUCAUGCAUUACAGGCAUCAGGGGUCAUGAGAAAUAUGCAUGACAAGUCUUGCAUUCUUCCAGACCCAGACAUUUUUACAUUUGAUAGUGCACGCGGUAGCACCAUUGGAGAACGGGUUCGUGGUAUCCUUCGGCGAACAGAUCUUCAGGUGCAGCGGCCCGGGGGAACCACUGGAAGUGCUGCAGUGGCGCGAUCCGAACACCAACAAGAUUGUAGCGCAGGCGCCCGGGGAUGGGGGAGGCCGUGGCGGGGGUGGUAACAAUGACGUUAUUCGCCGUCUCUUCCCCAGCGACUGCCACCGUCACUGCCUCGUGCAAACGGAGCAGCUUCACCAUUACUAUGUGGGUGUGGGCAGCACCAGACGCGGCGCCACCGGUGGUUCUUCGGCGGUGAAUGAGGGUGCCUCUUCGUCAACACCGGCCGUGAUCUUAAAUGAGGUCAAAGGCCUGCGCAAGCUGUCGGUCACUGCUGUGGGAUGGUGCGAUGUCCCGUUCGCCGGGAGCACAGAGAUUUCUUCUUGCCACGCGUUUGUCGGACUCGAGUCGGGCGCACUGUACCUCGUGUCCAACUUUCACGACUUCAACAUCGUCCAAGUGCGGCAAGCUUCCGAAGAUGUGCGCAAACCCAUCACGGAUCUUCGUGUGAUGCACACCCUCAGUCCCCAGCGUCAAGCCAGCAGCGCUUCCGGCGACCAGAGCAAUACCGUGAGCGUCGUGCGCUACACCUUGUGGCUCGCCACUCAGAAGCGGCUGCUCGUCUACAAUAACCCGACUCCUCUGUUCCUAGACAAAAGCUUCGUGCGCAACUUUGACCGAUAUUUUGUCAACUUCUUCGAUUCUGUCGAAAAAACCGCCAAGGAAGUGCCGGCAGCGACUUCGUACAGCCGCGUGCAUCAUUUGCCUGCUUCGGUUCUGGCUUCGAGGGAGGGCGGGGCGGCUGCGGUGGCAAGUGCUAAUACGCCUGCGGUACCGAAGUGUGUCUUUUUAGUUUUUUUGCUGUCUACUAAUUUCAAUCAUGAACUGGUAGCGAGGAGUUGUUCAUCAACUUAAGUAGAUUGAUGCUACCGUAGUAGUCACGAGCAAUGGGGUGUCGGCCCCGUUGGGUUGCGGGCUUGUUUGACGGAACGUGAAGGGCGCCUUAGUAUGGCUUGAAUUUUUGAAGAGAAUAAAGAACGUAAAUUAUAUGAAAUCAAAAACGAACAGCAAUCUGCCCUGUACUUACAAGAUUCCAUGGCGUGGGUGACGACAUUUGGACUGGUAGUACUCCGGAUAGAGGACCCCACUACCCACGUUGUCAUUCCUUACGCGGGCCCGACCACGAUUUCCUCCAGCACGCUCCCGGGGAGCGCCCUGGUAUUUCCAAUGUUGCUGAUAGGCUCAAUUCGGUGGAGUAACUUCUGUUGGGUGCAGGUAGUUUGCAGCAUCAUGGAGUUGUCGUAGUGGUCGUACUGUUCUCCUUGUUCUGAAAAUCCCAACUUACUUGUGUAGGUUGACACUGAGGGUGUUGUGAGUUCACUCGGAGCGAGCAUGCCAUCGAGCAAAUUACUGGGUUUUGCCAGCACCGAGUACCAUUUUCUGGUACUGUUCGGGGAGCCGGCUCGCAGCCUGGUGCUGUUUUCUCGCGUUACCGCCGAGGUGGUCUAUGCCGAAAGCCUGCCAGUUACGCGGUACGGCGAGUUGGUGAGCGUGUUCCGGACGGGCAAACUUCUGUGCGACCUUCCCCGAGCGGACCAGUUUAGCGGGCAGAUUUUGCUGGUAUGCGACGCCUUUGUGUACGAUGUCACGGUAAAUCAGGAAAAGGCCAACGUCUGGCGGCUACUGCUGAAGAAGCAGGACUUCUCCAAUGCUCUGAAACUCUGUGACGGGCAGAACAAGUUUUUUGUGAUCGAGAGCCACGCGGAGGCUUUGUUCCGGGAAGGCGACUACGGCCGCGCUGCGAUCUUUUUCAGCCAACUGCCAUCCUGGAUCCGCAGCUUCGAGUCAAUCUGUUUGGCGUUUCUCGAGUGCAUGCGAUCCUCCCCCAAGGGGGCCAGGCUCGGGGCCGUGAGCUCUUCGGUGGCCCGUCUGCGGGGGAAAACGGGAACUGCCACAGACGGUCGGCAGAAGGAAGCUCAACACCAGCGCCACCCCACCAGUGACCGGGUGCAGUCAGAGUCCGUUCGGGUCUAUGACGGGCAGCAUGUGGCGAGCAUGUCCUCCCCAGCUUCCGCUGCUGUUGUUGCGCUCGCUCUGCUGGACUAUUUGAAAUUGAAGAUGCAGAACUUAGCCAAGGGGACACCCGAGCCCCAGACUCAGAUGGUCCUCCUCGGCGUCUGGGGUAUCGAAUUCUGCUUGAACAUUCUUUGUGGGCACGACGCGCAAGCGGGCAGAGAAGCUGGCUCAUGCGGCGGCCAGCAGCCUGCGGCUUCGUCGAGAACAAGUGACGGCGCAAAGCUCGAGGAGGUUGUAUGUAGUGAGGUCACCGAACGGUUCUAACCGGGGAGUUUUUUUGCCAUCUCCCCUGAAAAACGACCGGCAGUUUUCAAGCGGGCGGGAGUGUUUUUUGACGAAAAAGAUUGGCAAUUAUCAAGCGGCCGGAGCUUUGCCAACAAACAAGCCCGGUCGAAAACUAUCGAUUCCCGCUUGAUAAAACGACGCAGGGGAGCCGGCAAAAGGGGCGCCCUUCUGAGGCGCCCGCCGCCUUGGUUUCUGGCGAUUUGGGGCGCCCAAAAAGGGGCGCGCAAAAAACGCGCCCAAAAUCAGAACAGCGAAACAGCAUGGCACGGCCGCGAUUUCGGAGCAUUUUGGGCGGUCGCGAAAGCGGCCGCCUUUUCGCCGGUUUUAGAGCCUGGGAAGCUUUGCAAAAAGCGCCGGCGUGAAAAAUAAAAACGCGAAAAAUAAAAAGCGCCCCAGACGCGCAAAGCCAAUCCGCAUGCUAUGGGCCCGGUUUUUCUUCGCUUUUUGGGCGCCCCCCGUGGCACCCGGAUCGGCCCCAUAGCAUCGGGGCUGGCUUUCGGAAAGGAAUUUUGGAAAUGUGCCAAAAUUUGCGACGUUUCCCAAGUGGGCGCCAUACCGUGCGGCAUAACGUUACGCGCGGUGGUAUGGCGAGCCCAUAAAAAGCAAAGCCGCGGCCAAGGCGGCGGUCGGCAAAAAAACGCCCACGACCUCACUACCCCCGCCCCGGCGGCUAUAUUUGGUAUUUGUCCCCGCCCGAAAUUUGCUGUUAUUUUUUCUGAAUCAGGCAGCGCGGUUGGACUGUGCCGCCACGGUGUACCAACUGCUUCUAAGCUACGACUGCACCGAUGAAUUUCUGUAUUUCGCCUGGCGCCUCCGCGAUUUCGCGAUGCUCGCACGACACUACGUCGCUCGGCGAGAGUACCCGGAACUCCUAGAAUGCAUCGAACGGGUCUUGGUUGAAGAGUCGGAGGAGGCCGCUGUGCAGAUUCUCGGCCAGUACGCUCCCAUACUCUUUGAAGCAGCGCCUGUCGAGCUUGUGUCACUGUUGCGAAAACCUGAAUUUUAUGAUCUGCAAACAUGUCAAGGUUACAUGAUACCUGGAACAAACACGAAGGUGGACGAAAACGCAGAUUCUGUCGCUCGUUAGAUUUCGAUUUGCAUUUGUCACAUGGAUGCUCGGCCGAGGUUCCAGCAAUCUGAACCUGUAUGUUUCCAAAGCAGCCCAAAGAAAGCAUCGAGAUCAGCUGUUGGAACGCCGGGGCCAUGUAUGAUCAUGCCUAAAAAAGUCAAACCGGACUUCCUUCUCCAACCUGCAGACCACCACCUUCUCUUCUGUCUAGAGCUUGCCUUUGGGUAUGGUGGGGGGGUGGCCGCGCGUGGACCUGCAGAGGAGGGGAGCUGCUCCGGAGAGUGGGCGUUGUGGCUGCGGAGGUCGAGGUGCGGGAGACGAGGUUGCCUGGGCCGGGGAGAAGUCGGUUGAGGCUCCUGUUAAGGAGGUUGCUUCGAUUGGCAGGCAGGUGGUGUGGAUUGUGGAAGAGGUGAUCCGACGUGUGGAAGAGGAGUUUGGAGCCUGGAGACGUGGGUUUGGGUCGGAACGGAGGUGGUCGCGGUUGGAGAGGCGGCGGAAUGUGGGGGGGGGGGGUACGUCCUCGAAGUUUUGGAGCAGGCAGCUCAGGUUAGGGAGGAGGUACCCGGGGUUUUUUUGCGCUGUGCUCGUCGCUCAAAAUAUUUAGUCGCCUUGCCUGAUAUACUCAAGUACAGUGCUGCACGGCCAUGUGAAGCAACCAACGCAGAUGAUUUUAGGCGGGCAGAUGAUGCAUGGAAGAGAAUCUCGCGCUUGCGUUUUCCUUUUCCUUUUCACGAGCAGUGAGAUGUUUGCAGUGAAUGAAUCUAAUGGGGCCAAUGUCGAACUGAGUCUCGGUCUCUUGGCGUCGUACGCGUAUCGGGACUCGCCCACACCGGACGACACUGCAGGUCCUUUUUUUUCAAAUUAAGUAGCAUAGCUCUGAUUGUUUUGACUGUCUACCCCGUUCCAUUCCGUGCGCUUUCUGGGAAAGACUCCUCCUAUAUAUCGCUUUCGAUAUUUUCAUUUACAUUUUGCGUUGCACUCACCCUACCUCGCUUUUCCCCUGCAACUUCUGCAUGGAAAGGGUGCGUCGAGCGCCAUUAAGCUUGAGUUGGAAUUUUGAGCGUGCAGGCCUUGACGAGGGGGCACGCAGCUACUUGCGAAUUGGAUCUUAUCGUGUGUGAUUAUGCGAUUGAGUUUUUCAACUUUUUGCCCUUUUACAGACUGCGUUCCUAUAGGAAAAUCACUUACAUACGUAUCAGUUUACUUGUUGCUGUUGUUUCUGUUUGUUCUGUCUUUGCGAGAUCAGGAUCGCUGCAAUUUGAAGUUCACUUCGCUGCAUUAAUCACGUCUCGCACAUACAAAGUAAUCGCUCAGCUCAGCUCGUAUUUGCAGAUGCAGAUCAUGACGAAUCAAGAUGCCACGAGCAAGCCUCCAUUUUCGAAACGAGUGGAAUAAGUAACUACAAGGCGCGCCACCACAUCCGACUCAACUGACUUGGACGAAGUCAAAAAGCAAUUUUCGUGAUUAGUGUCUGAUGCGUAGAUAUUUAAAAAAAACUAGAAUACGAAAAAUGUGCAGCAGCAACAUGCUGCGACUUGAUUCGAUUGUUGAACAGGCGGGGGGCCCACGACAAAAACACCACACGCACAUGAAGCGAUCCGGUACCUGGAAUUUGCACUCCGCAAGUUGGAGAUGUCGGACCUCGAGCGCGGAGAGUACUUGAAGCUGCUGUUCGUAUUUUACGCGCGCCAGUGGGAAGGCGACAUUCUUUUGCGCUUUCUUCAGAGUGACGACGUGGCACGGAGCCUGGAUCUCAUUUUUGCUCUACGCGUUCUGUCAGACGAAAGUAUCAGCCUGGACGAGACAGGAGGAAACUGGUCUCCUGACCACAAGGCCGAAAUUGCAGGAGCGCGCUCUAUCGUAGUAAACAGUGCUACAACAGCGCAAGCGGAUCAUCUUCGCGACCGGAAAGCAAUCCACCAGACCGCACAGGUGUUGCUUUUUGCGAUGCUGGGACAUCACGAGGAGGCUGUCGAGGCGGCUUUGGCGAGCGGAAACGUAGAACUAGCAAAAGAGCACGCUGCGAGGCCUGCGCACCCAGAGGAACGAACGCGGCUUAUCAGAAUGACUCAAGCUUCUAUACCACCAUCACGAUGGAUACAGAAAAGCAGUUUGUCUUGCAUCGAUUUGUUCGACCACUUGUGCAGUAAGUGUACAGAAAGCAUCCUGUACGUCAAUCGUCUUGUCAUUUCUCCAUCAGGACCCACGAACGCCAGCACAACAGGCGAAUCCCAAUCCUGAGGAAGUACGUUAGUACCAAUCUAGCUACUGAGCAUGCGCGACUCGUCUUUGAAUACAGGCCAAUUUAUCAGGCUCUCGCUUUCAUCGUGCCGUCCGAGACUACAGGCUGUUCGCGCCGUCGAACAGAUCUAGGUCUUUUCCUUUAACUGUGUUGGAUGGAGUCUUUCAUAUGAUGCGACUGUUUUUGCAGGUUGUCGAGUACGAGGCGGAUCGGGUUGCUUCCCUGCCUCCCGUAGAACAGCUGAGCACCUUCCGCAGCCUCCUGAGCUCUCACGGGUAUCCUGUGUUAAUUGAAAUUGAAACACGCCUCCCCAACAACUCAACGGCGCCUCAUGGAUGCGCAAAUAAAUGACUUUACAUGGCAGGUAUGGCGUAGUACGAGCUGAAGCUGUUGAAGCGCCUCUUUGUCAUGCUUUGUUCAAGUUCUUGUCAAAAUCAAAAAGCUGCUCCUGUAUUAAUUUGAAGAGUCAACGUCCGACGGUACUGUUUUUUGAGUUUCCUAUGUCAUGACUCGCUAGCCCUGACUCCGACAACUUUUGUUGUUGUUCAUGAUAGCACGUCGCGAAAGUAAGUGCGGCAGAAUGUAACCGCAUAGUCGUAUUUACCACGCUUAGCGACGUUGCCCGAAUAUUUUCCGGUGGGCACGAGGUCGUUUCUUAUUCUUUUUUUUUCACAAGCAUAGUGGACAUCUGGUGACCAUUCGAGACCUUUUGCCGUUCGUUCCGGAGCCUCUGGUGGUGUCUGGCUUUCAGGAGGAGAUCGCACAGUACCUGGAAAACUGCGAGCGUUCCAUCGAUGAGCUGCGAACCGAGAUGCGAGAGCAUCGUAAAGCCGCGCAGGUUCUGAAGAAAGAUUUGCAGCUAUCAUGAUGAAAAGAAUUGUUCCUGCAAAUGCACUCCCAGAAUAAAUGGAAAUCCAUCAGUAGACGCUGAUGCUUCAUCUCAUGCGAACUUAGCACCGAUAUGAAGAUUCACAGGCUGGCCUAAUCAAAACGCGGCGCAUUUGUUUUCCCCUCAAGGAGUGCACGACUUCUCCCUCAAGGGCCGGAGCUUUUCAUUUUGAUAGCUGUAUGUUUCUGAGCGGACCAUCGAACUCCGGCUGGACGCCGUGUGCGAAUUGUGCGGGGGAAGCAUCCUCGAGCAGAAGUUCGUCUGUUUCUUGUGUGGCCACGCCUUUCACUUGGAGUGUGCCGAGAAACUCGGUUUGAAGACACAAGAGGACUGUCCCAGCUGCGGUUACCAAAUGAUCGACGCUGUCGUACGGCCCUUCAUAGCUGUCUCGGAAGAAGAAGAGACCGAGAGCUGGAAAAUUUAGGCUUAAAGCGCGUAUACGCAAGCACAGUCGUCUGCUGUUCCCAAUUCUAAGACGGGAAGAAGUGAUGGUGCUAGUGGUAUCGUGUUUUACCGGCUGCCCACGGAGCACAACGCCAAUCUGCGUUUAGAAAGGGUUUUGCACGGUUUACGGGUUUAGAAUCUAACUUUCUACCCAUAACUGGCCCUAGCUGGCAAAUUCGAACCCGUACAUUUGCAAGCCUUAGUGCGGAAAAAGUGAAGCGUACUUUUUGCCAUGAGUAGG
Amoebophrya sp. A120 is the source of this 8345-nucleotide messenger RNA. The record is from the annotation of a GenBank genome assembly. Lineage: Eukaryota; Dinophyceae; Syndiniales; Amoebophryaceae.